Molecule: messenger RNA, 1628 nt
Organism: Hevea brasiliensis (rubber tree)
Lineage: Eukaryota; Viridiplantae; Streptophyta; Magnoliopsida; Malpighiales; Euphorbiaceae
Product: protein trichome birefringence-like 33
Exons: 6
Coding region: 129-1394 (421 amino acids)
Cellular component (GO): Golgi apparatus
Molecular function (GO): O-acetyltransferase activity
Source: RefSeq, a predicted model, not a curated record
CCUACACAAUCAAUCCUCCAAUUACUGAAACCACACAAUAGCAACUCCAAAAACCUCAUAUAAAACAUCCAUUUUAAAACAUAAUCAUAUGUAGACACAUAGUACAAACUCCCCCAAGAAUAAGGAAAAUGAAGUCUCCUCUCUCUGCUUCCUCCUCCUCCGUCCUCAUCAGAAAGGCCCGUCUCUCUCCAUUUCUCUUCACUCUUCUAGCCUUCAUUGUCUUCGUUGCUAUUCUUUAUGGGGAAGACUUCAUGUGCCUCCUCGGCCAACUCGACCCCAAUUCCGGCAGCCUCUUGACAAGACUUGAGAAGAAGUGGGAUAAGCUACCUUUUGCCAUUGGGAAGACCCCAGAAGGGUGUGAUAUUUUCAGUGGGAGGUGGGUGAGAGAUGAGUCGACUCAUCCGCUUUACGAGGAAUCAGAGUGUCCUUAUAUUCAGCCGCAGUUGACUUGUCAAGAACAUGGCAGGCCUGAUAAGGAGUAUCAAUACUGGAGAUGGCAACCCCAUGGCUGUGAUCUUCCAAGUUUCAAUGCCACAUUGAUGCUUGAGACCCUAAGAGGAAAGAGAAUGAUGUUUGUUGGCGAUUCCUUGAACCGUGGCCAGUAUGUUUCUAUGGUCUGUCUUCUCCAUAGACUCAUCCCUGAAGAUGCCAAAUCCAUGGAAACUUUCGAUUCACUUACAGUCUUCACUGCCAAGGAGUAUAAUGCCACAAUUGAGUUCUACUGGGCACCAUUUCUUCUUGAAUCAAAUUCAGAUAAUGCUGUUAUCCAUAGGAUCUCUGAUAGGAUUGUAAGGAAAGGUUCAAUCAACAAACAUGGCAGGCAUUGGAAAAGAGUUGAUAUUAUAGUCUUCAAUACUUAUCUAUGGUGGAUGACUGGUCUCAAGAUGAAAAUCUUGCAAGGGUCUUUCGACGACGAAGUGAAAGAUAUCGUGGAGAUACCGACGGAGGACGCUUACCGAAUGGCAAUGAAAAGCAUGUUGAGAUGGGUUAGAAAGAAUAUGAACCCCAGGAAAACAAGGGUCUUCUUCACCAGCAUGUCACCUUCUCAUGGAAAGAGCAUAGAAUGGGGAGGCGAACCAGGUCUCAACUGUUACAACCAAACAACUUUGAUUGAUAAUACAACCUACUGGGGUUCUGAUUGCCGGAAGGGCGUAAUGGAAGUGAUAGGAGAAGUGCUUAGGAAAUCGAAAUUCCCCAUCUCAUUUCUGAACAUUACUCAAUUAUCAAGUUAUAGAAAAGAUGCACACACUUCAAUCUACAAGAAGCAAUGGAAUCCAUUGACUCCUGAGCAGCUAGCUAAUCCUGUUAGCUAUGCAGAUUGCGUGCAUUGGUGUUUACCUGGCCUUCAAGAUACUUGGAAUGAGCUUCUAUUUACUAAGCUGUUUUAUCCUUAGUAAAUGCAUUAUACUCGCAAAUCACAAGAAGUGAAUUAAGGUUUUUUUUUUUUUUUUUUUUUUGGAAAUGGGGUAUCUUGGUGUUGAUUGAGGACAAGUUUGAAAAUUUGCUGGAGUUGAUGUUGUGGAACUUUGGAGGAGUGAGGGAGGGGUAGUGAAAGAGAUGAAGAAGAAUGUUGUACAAUAGCAGUCACUGAUGUUGUAAUGGAAAAAUUCACAGCAAAAUUGAAUUUA